Molecule: messenger RNA, 588 nt
Organism: Linum trigynum
Lineage: Eukaryota; Viridiplantae; Streptophyta; Magnoliopsida; Malpighiales; Linaceae
Source: the annotation of a GenBank genome assembly
AUGGUGGAUCCCAACCCGAUUGUGGCUUCGAAAGGGGUGGAUAAAUUGAGAGGGGCAGGAAUAGAUGUGACGGUUGGUGUGGAACAGGAACUGUGCAAGAGGCUCAACGAGGCCUACAUCCAUAAGAUGCUCACAGGGAACCCUUUUCUCACAAUUAGAUACUCCAUAUCUCUGAAUGGCACCUCGGAUCCAAUUCGUGUUCCUUUAGUGGGUGUCGGGCAAUCAGAUUCUAAAGUGAUAAUCUUUGUAGACAAGAAAUCCAGCGUUGAAACUAGCCAGAGAGGAAACGAAACUGUGGUAUUGGAUCGCAUAAAUCUGAAUGCUAUAUUGGAGUACUGUAAGCAGCAGGGUCUGUGCAGUCUUCUGCUGGAUUUGAGGGGAACUCCUGCUGGGCUAGAGAAGCUUGUCAAGGAAGGUAUGGAGUACAAGAUGUUGCAGAAGAUUGUAGUUGAAGUAUUGCCUGUGUGGGAAGGUGAAGGUGAUGCAGCUGCUCUAGCUGCAUUGAAGACCAUGGGGAGACACGUAGACCUGAAGAAUGUACAGACCAGUAGCUCAGACGGAAGUAUUGUACUUGAGGGUUACUUUUAG